UGGGGAUCUCUGCUCUCCUCCAUCCUCCUGCCCCCUCUCAAGUCCCUCUCCCUCGCUUCUCCUCCCCUGCUCCUGGGUCCCCCUUCCCGUGUGCCACCAUGACAGUGAUGGCUGGAGAGAACAUGGAUGAGACUUCUGCACUACCUGGCCACCCCCAGGAUAGCUACCAGCCCGCUGCCCACGAUGACCAUGAGUGCUGUGAGCGCGUAGUGAUAAACAUUGCUGGACUACGCUUUGAGACACAGCUGAAGACCUUAGCCCAGUUCCCCAACACUCUGCUGGGGAACCCCAAGAAGCGCAUGCGGUACUUUGACCCCUUGCGCAACGAGUACUUCUUUGACCGGAAUCGGCCCAGCUUUGAUGCCAUCCUCUACUACUAUCAGUCUGGGGGGCGGCUUCGCCGGCCGGUCAAUGUGCCCUUGGACAUGUUCUCUGAGGAGAUCAAAUUUUAUGAGUUGGGUGAGGAGGCCAUGGAGAAGUUCCGGGAAGAUGAAGGAUUCAUCAAAGAUGAGGAGAGACCCUUGCCGGAGGGGGAGUACCAGCGCCAAGUAUGGCUCCUCUUUGAAUACCCAGAGAGCUCUGGGCCUGCAAGGGUCAUUGCAAUAGUCUCCGUCAUGGUGAUCCUCAUCUCCAUCGUGAUCUUCUGCCUAGAGACAUUACCCGAGCUGAAGGAGGACAAGGAGUACACAGUGCAUCGCACUGACAACACCACCCAGGUCUACAAAUCCAACAUCUUCACAGAUCCCUUCUUUGUUGUGGAGACCCUGUGCAUCAUCUGGUUCUCCUUUGAGCUGGUGGUGCGCUUCUUUGCUUGCCCCAGCAAGACUGAAUUCUUCAAGAACAUCAUGAACUUCAUUGACAUUGUGGCCAUCAUCCCUUACUUCAUCACCCUGGGCACCGAGAUGGCCGAGCGGGAGGGGACUCAGAAAGGAGAGCAGGCCACCUCCUUGGCCAUCCUGAGAGUCAUCAGACUGGUAAGAGUCUUUCGAAUCUUCAAACUCUCCCGGCACUCUAAGGGCCUCCAGAUUUUGGGACAGACCCUCAAAGCAAGUAUGAGAGAGCUAGGUUUACUAAUCUUCUUCCUCUUCAUUGGGGUGAUCUUGUUCUCUAGUGCGGUAUAUUUUGCUGAGGCUGAAGAACCUGAGUCUCAUUUCACAAGUAUCCCUGAUGCUUUCUGGUGGGCGGUGGUAUCCAUGACCACUGUGGGCUAUGGUGACAUGUACCCUGUGACAAUUGGAGGCAAAAUCGUAGGCUCCUUGUGUGCCAUCGCUGGUGUGCUGACAAUUGCCCUGCCUGUACCUGUCAUCGUGUCCAACUUCAACUACUUCUACCACCGAGAAACAGAAGGGGAAGAACAGGCUCAGUUACUUCACGUUAGCUCCCCUAAUUUAGCAUCUGACAGUGAUCUCAGUCGCCGCAGCUCCUCCACAAUCAGCAAAUCUGAGUACAUGGAAAUCGAAGAGGAUAUGAAUAAUAGCAUAGACAAUUUUAGAGAGGCUAAUCUCAGAACUGGCAACUGCACUGUAGCCAACCAAAACUGCGUUAAUAAAAGCAAGCUGCUGACUGAUGUGUAAACAAAAAAACCAAAAUCCCCACUCACAGCUUGAAGACUUUAGUGACACAGUCACACUUUGUAGAUGCUUUACUGAUAGUCUUUGAAUGCUUUAUUUACCUCGUAAAUGCAUUGUUGCAUUGCGAAUUUUUGCUCAGCGAUAAAGAAGCUUCCAGGAUCCAUGAAAGAUAAGAUUUUGUUUAUUUUUAACAAGCAUUUUCCACCUGGUAAAUGAUAACCAUUUGAACUAGUUUAGUUUUAAGCUGUGACGCUAGACCUAAACUUUUCCUCUCCCAUCUCCCUUUAUUUUUUGGAUGGUUAACUUAAAACUAAGCAAGACAGUUUUAAGAGCUAUAAAGCAUAUGCAUGGAUUCCAGUAAAAAUAUUCUGCAAAACUGCACAGUUGCAAGAAAGAAAGUGCAUCAGAUAAUAAUAAAAAAAAAAAAAAAAAAAAAAAAGAUUAGCAAAAACCUGCAGCAAGCAUUUGCCGUGGUUUUUAUGGAGCGCCAAUUUUCCUUCCACCCCCUAUGUGAAAGAUUACAUACUUCCAAUCUACAGAUCCACACAGCACCUUAUUAAAAACAUACUUAAGCCUGGUCUCUUUUGCUGUCCAUAGAAGAACUAUUGUAAAAGGAAAAUAACAAACAAAACUGAAGACAAAACAUCUGCAAUGCUGCUAAAUUCUCUUACAUGCAGAUGAUUUAAACACACUUUUCCUUUUCCCUGUCCAGAACUGGAUACAAAACUUUAAGCCCCUCUGUUGCAAGAUAGCACAAUGGAGUUUAAUAUAAGCAUGUUUGAAUUUGAUACUAUUUAUUUUAUAAUCGCAUGCCUGAAACGUUACCUCAGACAAUAGCGGAUAAGCUUUCGUUUGAACUGAAUCUUCUAAAAAUAGGUCCUUUAUCUUUCUUUUUUCUUUUUUUUUUUUUUUUUUUUUUUUUUUUUUUUUUUUUUUUGAUUUGCAUUCACCAGAAGUGCACUCCUUAAUUUAUUAAAUCGUUGACUAGUAAUUUAAAGUACUGUAUUUAAGUGCGUAUGUUAGUCAAAUGGGAACAAUAACUUUUGGAGAUCAAAGCAUGUUCAAAUAUUCAGCAUUAUGGCCUAUUUGAUUAAGGUGUAACUUGAAUUAAUUAAUGCAUGAAUUCAAUAAUAAUAAUAAUAAUAAUGAUAAUGAUAAUAACAAUAAAAACAAAAUUUAAAAAAAGUGCUUGAUAGACCAAGGGCCUGAACGAACUGAUUAGAGAAACCUGGUUGUUUUCCUGCAUUGCUCAGGGAAAUGCGUUGGCUUUUGUCCAGGUGUUGUGGGAAAGGAACAUAUCCCAUCCCUUAAAGGGGAAGCUAUAUGGAAAAUUAAGAAGUCGAGUUAUAUAUAGCAACACCUAAAACCUAGUAUCCUUUAUAGUUGAAAGGUGCAGAUGCAUGCUUUUUGGUGCAUUCUCAGAAUGUAAAUGAAACUUAUCUAUUAUAUGCAUCCAAAUUGCAGCAGCUGGUUUCUUUUGCAGUCAUUAGUUGAUUCCCCUAAAACUCACCGAAGAGACUCAACAGAUUGAUUUAGAUAGUUGCGCAGUGCCUUUAUCUUACAUCCCCUAAAUUGCUGAAAGUGCCUCCAGGAACUGAGCUGAUCAGACAGCGAAGGAAAGGGCAAGGCACCAACACACUGUCAGGAGAGUUCUGUGCUGCCUCUGGGCACAGCACAGGAGUGGGUAGAGAAAGAAAGAAAAAGAAAGAAAGAAAAAGGGCAAGUGUGAGUGAGAGGGAUGCAGAAGAGGCGGGCAGAGACCACCAGCGCCCAUGGGAUACCUUCCUUCCCCAGCCAGUCCGAUGCUGCAGGGCUCAGCAUUUGCUUCUGCCAAAUAUCUCAUGGUUGUGUUUAUGCAAGACUUCGAGUUUCCCUAAGUUGUUUAUAGAGGCAUCGCUGCCAUCGUAUCUGCCCACCCUUUCCCUGUGAGAUGGCUUUUUGGCAGCCUGUUCCAGCACGGCAGGACGCAGGAGGAACUGGGGACCAGUAUGAACUGUGGCAUCGCCCUGUCAGGCAACCAGGCUGCAGGGCUGUGCUUUUCUUUCCCUUGGAUUCCCCAGCGAGUAGGUAGGAGAGGAUUUCCAGUGCCCUCCCACCCCUGCCUCCCCCAUCCCCUUUUGGCAGUCUGUCAGAUCUUAAAUCCUAUCACAGAUCCUUUGAGCCAUAUUUUUCUUUCUAGCCCCUAACCUUACACUACUUCCACCAUCAUCUGGUGAGGGAAGCAACACUAGGAGAAGGUAUCUUCUGCAAUAUGCCAGCCUUGACUGCUAGGCCCCGGAAGAUAAUAACCUUUGAUGUGAACUAAUGUAGGCACUAAUCUUUAUUUUUUAAAUGGACAAAGUUGAGGAUCUUCAUUCUGCACUUAGCAUGUGGCCAACUGCUGUUGAACACUUCUCCUUCCACAAUGUACAGAUCCUUUCUUCCCCUAUCUUUCUGAUAUGUGUAUAUAUGUGUAUAAAUAUAUAUAUAUUUGUGUCUGCACAUAUGUGUGUCACACACCUAUGCAGACACAUGUAUAUAUAAAAUCAAGGCACUUAGAGUUAAAAAAAACCAACCCUAACUCUGCAGUUACGCACAAGCCUGACCUGCCAGGUUUCUAGAAAGACUUGACUUUUAUUUCUCACUGUGUGGCUUCUGUGAAUCUUAACGAUGAGAAAACGAUCCAGAACUGAGGGAGCUCUAACUCCUGCAAGAAAUGCAAAGUAUCCGAUAAAACAGGGCAUUACAUCCUCUAGGUAGAUAUCGUAAAGCUUCCUUCCUGUCCCCUGCUCAUGCCCCUGUCCAUCAUACACCUCUCUCCCCAUUAAAUUCUGGUGGUCCUGAUCUUCCCAAACUCUUGAAUCCAAGAGUGUGACUUCUUAUGUCAAAAUAGACUUGAAUGCUGCACUCAGCUUAUAAAACCACCAACUGACUAAACUAAACAGCAAUAAUCAAUUCAGUGCUGUGGGACUGAUGAUCGGAAAGUAGCAUCUAGAUGAGGCCUCACUUCAGUAACUUCUGCCACAGCUGGGUGUGCACACCUUAGUUUAAUGAGCAGAAUGAUAAUCAUUCUGCAUGUGUAAAGAGAAAAGUGCUGCAUGCAGCGAUUCUUCUUUGUCAGGAGACUGGGAUGGAUCGUUAGGACUUGGGGUGGUUUGGGGAGCCUGAAUAUUGUUUUGUCCAUUUAUAGCUCACUGCAAAGGAUCUCAAUACAUAUGGAGGACAGGAAUUAACCUCAUCUAGCAUAGGCAUGUGAUUUCGACAAGUUUGACAUGCAAAAAAUUAACCACAAAAGAGAAAGCUCUUACUCCCUUUACACAGGAGUGCUGAAAUGUCUUUGUGGGCCUGAAGGUGCACUUAACAAACUGCCUGUUCUUACCAGUAAGCAUCCUUUUCUUUCUUUCUUCCUUUCCUCUCUCUUUUUUUUUUUUUUUUUUUUUCUUUCUCCCCCUCUUGGCAUACGUUUCUUUUUGCCACACAUGAGCUCUAUGAGGUUGUUUAUGUCAGUGGAAGAGGACUGGAGAUGAGCUGAUGGCCAACUUAGUGCAUCUCUGAAAGUCAAGAGACCUUCACUCAUUUGGUAGGGACCUCCCAGAAGCGAUGCCCAUGUUAUGCUGGACAGAGAAACCAGUAGAUACGGUGAUCUUAGUUGGGCUGUAGUUUGAUGAAGAAGGCAGCUAUUCCAGCAUAGGGAGUCACUACCCAAGCCUCCUUUACCAGCCACUGCUCUAUGCCUCUGUGUCCUUCUUAGUUGCCCCCAUACAGCUUUUUCUUCACCCACUCAGUGAAGGGAAUGAGGGAUCUUACCUGGUUUGAGCAAGGCAGCAGUGCACUGCAGUGCAGAGGCAGGAAUGAAGUGGAGAGGCAGUGGGCAGGAAUCCCAUAGGCUGGUAUCGCUGCCAAAAUUCCCCAUCUGGUCCUACCGUACUUAGCUGUAGAACACUAGUGAACAGGCAGAGGAGCAAGGGGGAGAGUGAAAAUGGAAGGCUCUGUACUCCCUUCCUUCGCAGAACUGAGAAGUUGCCGCCACACUGCCAAGAGCUCCAAUCCUCUGUGUGGCAACUCCAGCAGAGGCAAUGAACUGGAUUUACUUGUCUUCACGAGGAAGUUAGCAUGCAGUAAGCCAGGGUGUGAGUUCACAGCAUCCUAGAAAAACCCAUGCAGAUUCCCUGCAUGGAGCCUCUUAAGCCUUAUCUCCAUUGGGGAAAUCAGGAAAGCUAAUCCGAAUUAAUGAAAGGUGUGCAUUUAAAGUAGAUUUGUUAAACUGCAUUGAAGCCCAGCAUGGACAUUCUGUUGCAGUAUAAAAGCAACCUUAAUCUGAUUUGGAGACUUUUUUUUUUUUUUUGAAGGAAAGUAAGCUGAAUUGAAUUAAGGCUGCUUUAAUUCUGAACACAAUGGGGCUUAAUGCAGUCUACCUCAUCUGCCUCACAAGUUCAUUCAGAUGGAUAAGCCUUUAGUAAUCAUUAAAUGUAAUGGAACCGACACUACUUUGCAGGGGGUGGCUGGGCAGAGCGUGGCCGUGUGCUGCAAAACUCUCAGAAUGUGAGUGCUGGAAAUUCACAGCCUGGCUUACUGAGGGCUAACAUGUUGAUCCUGGCAACAAUUCUAGUGAUUUCCUUCCUUUGUUCCUGGUUUACACAUUUGCAGGUGUGAGGAGAAUCAAUCUUGCUGCCUUCUGGGAAGUUGGCAAUGAUCAUGGCCUAAGGAAAUUAAUUUCCACUUACAAAGUCUCUAACUGUGCACGUGCUUAACCUGGUGUACUGGUGAUCACGUGGACAAGCACUUGAAAGACAGUACGAAGCACUUGAGACAGGACAAAAAUUCAGCAAAAGUCCUUGUUUUCAGCAGUGAUUUUGCCCAACUAGAGACUUCAGGGAUCAGACCCUUCUUAGCAAAUCAGCUGUGUAUCAUUUAUUAGAAGCUGAAGUGGCCCAAAUCAACAGUUGGAGCAGUGUCAACUUUUACUGGCAGAUUUUUUACUAAGGGACAAUUGUUUACAUUAGUCAGAAGUACAGAAAGUUUGUUUCUCUUAUGAGAGAGCCUAAGCCCAAGUGUAACAUAAAAACCUGCUUAUUUUUAAGUGUAAGGAACUGAGGGCAAGUUUCACUUUUCCAUAGUUCACACUCGGACGGUGCAGUUUCCUACAUGCACAUGUAGUAACUGAAAUAAAAUGAGCACUAGGACAGGAACAUCUGUGUUUUGUUAGAAAAAGGUGGAAAGUUGUAUUCCAGAGUAAGAUCUUCUGCAUACAUAUGUAACAUAUGGAGAGAAUAUAUUCCCUUCCAGAUAUUAGCAGGAUAACUGUUUUUAGAGGGGUGCCAUUCUGGAUUAAUUAAUUUCCCCUAAUGUGAAGAAGAAGGAAGUGCCGCAGCUUUUCCAGGAACGGUCUGAUCCUGUAGGUUUUCAGCAGCCUGAUGCCACUGAUCGUCACCGUAAUGUCAGACUCGCAGGAAUGCAGAACCAGCUCCAAAGUGUGAUUUACCCUCCCCAGCCACAGAGCUGGACGGAACUGGAAAGCUGUCCUUGCAAUGGGACAACAUGGCAAGUUUGUUCCAGACCUGCCUAUCGCAAGUCUGAAACAGGCUCCUUUGCCGAGAUGCUUUAACCAGAGCCCUACAUUUCAAUUUUGGUUGGACUUAUUUCAGGCUGAGUUUCUUUUUCUGUUUUCUGUUGUUCGAGCUUUACUUAAUCAGGUGUAGAGAAUUUAUUUUUCCUGAAACGCUUAUCAAGUAUUCUUAAAGGUGUCAGUAUUUGUAUCUGCAAAAAUGAAACUUCAGGGUGUUCUACUGUUUCACUCAGAACAGGUGAACUUGCCACCGGUGAGGUCAACAAUUUAUGCUGUCAAGGCAUAGCAUGCUUUGAUAUUUUCAAAGGAAAUAAAAUGAAACUGAGGUCUUAACUGAAAUUUGUCUCAAAGUAUCUGUUAAUAUCUAUGUAACUCUGUAUAUUUCACCCGUUCACAGGCUCUAGCAAAUGUCACUACAAGUUAUAUAAAAAACAAAAAAAAAUCAUCUUCCAUUUCUAGUUUCUAUAAUAAAAUGAAGACGUUGCAUUCAGUUCCUUUAGGUGCAUCAGUCUUUGAUCCAUGUUAUUGUUUCAGUGACAUUUCUAUAAUGUAAUUGGGAUCAAAUGUAUAUUUUACUUUUGUACAAAAGUAAAAAUGAUAUUUUUAUGACUAAAUUCAGCAAACCCUUACCUAUAACGUGCUAAGAUGAAAUAUUUUUUUUUCCUUUCCUUUACAUGUAAACCAUUGUUUUUGCAGUAUGUCAGUUUGAAAUGAAUAAAUAACAGCUGUCACUAGAACUGUAUGCGACCUCUCAGACAUACCUCUGAUUUUGAAGAUCAGAUAUUACUGAUGUGAAAUAUAUAAACUGAAUAGUCUCCAUAUGAAAGUGCACCAUCAGGGCAACAAACCAUUUAAGCUGACACAGCUGUACUUAUUUCCACCAUUUACAAAUCGCUUACACUUUGGGUCAAGUAUGUACUUCAUUGUCACAUUACAGCUCAUUUUACUUCCAGUAGUGAAAUCGGUUGACUUUUACCAUUUUUAGAACAUCUAAUGUUAUGAGUUCAUGAACUAUUUGAAAUGCAUAGUUUUCAUCUAUGCAAUUUUACCUGCUUCUGUACUUGUUCAUCUGUUCAUACUUGGCAUCAAUUAAAGAUAAUU
Molecule: messenger RNA, 8217 nt
Organism: Athene cunicularia (burrowing owl)
Lineage: Eukaryota; Metazoa; Chordata; Aves; Strigiformes; Strigidae
Product: potassium voltage-gated channel subfamily A member 1
Exons: 1
Coding region: 99-1574 (491 amino acids)
Biological process (GO): protein homooligomerization; potassium ion transmembrane transport
Cellular component (GO): synapse; dendrite; voltage-gated potassium channel complex
Molecular function (GO): delayed rectifier potassium channel activity; protein binding
Source: RefSeq, a predicted model, not a curated record